Molecule: messenger RNA, 871 nt
Organism: Portunus trituberculatus (swimming crab)
Lineage: Eukaryota; Metazoa; Arthropoda; Malacostraca; Decapoda; Portunidae
Product: calcium and integrin-binding protein 1-like
Exons: 5
Coding region: 109-660 (183 amino acids)
Molecular function (GO): calcium ion binding
Source: RefSeq, a predicted model, not a curated record
AAGGGAAGGAAGAAAGGAAGAGGAGAAAGAAAAAGAAAGAAAGGAAAAGAAAAAGGAAGGAAAAGAAGAAAGGAAUACUGAAAAGAGGAGGAAGAAUAGGAGACAAGGAUGGGAAAUAAGAACUCAGCCUUCACGGAGGAGGAACUGGAGGACUAUGAGGAUCUGACUUACCUGACGCGGCGGGAGAUUCUCAUUGCGUGGGGGAAGUGGAGAGGCCUGGUUGGAGGUAGAGGGGAACCAGAUAAGAUAAGUCGCUAUCCUGAGAAAGAUGUACAGAAACUACCAGAAUUGCAGCACAACCCGUUCAGGGAUCGCAUCACCCGCGUAUUUUCGUCACUGAAGGACUCCAGGAUGAGCUUUGAAGACUUCCUUGACCUGUUGUCCGUGAUGAGCAGCAAGGCGCCCCUGCAGCUCAAGGCCCACUACGCCUUCCACAUCUUUGAUUACAACGAGGAUCAAAUUCUGGACACUGAGGACCUGGAGGUGGUAGUGGAGAGGCUGACGGGGGACCACGGACUACUGCCGGAGGAGAAGAACAAAUUAGUAGAGAGGCUUCUAGAGGAUACGGAUCUCGACGGGGGCGGCAUCUCUGAGGAGGAAUUUAAGCAUCUACUGACGAAGUGCCCAGAUUUCAUCCACUCCUUCAGGUUCUCAGUCUAACAAAGCAGCAACAGGAGGAGGAGGAGAAGGAAAAGGUGGGAAUGCUUAGAAAAAAUAUGAUACGGUAAUGAAGAGUGAUGAUGAGGGAAGUGAAGAUGGAGGAGGAGGAAAAGGGAAAAAUGUGUUAAUUAGCGUAAUUUGAAAGUGCUCUGGGAAAAUAUCUGGAAAAUAAACAAGAAGAAGAACAAAAGGAGGAAUAAUAAUAAGAAAA